AUGGGAGAAGAUCACAAAUUUUACGGUGGCAUCAAGUCAUAUGAUGUGCAUACAUAUUAUGGUAAUGAAAAAGAAGAAAAGUUGGCUCUUGCCUUAAGGGAGAAAGUAUUAAAAGACUUUGCUAAGGAAAUUGAGAAUGGUGAGAUAAGAGUUCACAAGUUUUGGGAAAAACCAAUUGGGCCACAUCCAAUUAGAAUGUGGGAGUUGGAUUUCAAAGAUCCUGAAAUUUUCAAAGUUAUAAUUCCUUAUUUCCAAUUGAACCAUGGACCAUUAUCUGUUUUAAUUCAUCCACGGAGCGACCAGGGUGAUCUCAAGGACCACACAGAGCAUGCUUUGUGGUUGGGUCACAAAGUCCGUUUGGAUACUAGUUUGCUUUGA
This is a messenger RNA of Candida dubliniensis CD36, 378 nucleotides long. RefSeq lists its product as uncharacterized. The transcript has a single exon. Lineage: Eukaryota; Fungi; Ascomycota; Pichiomycetes; Serinales; Debaryomycetaceae. The record is from RefSeq and is a predicted model, not a curated record. Bases 1 to 378 code for a protein of 125 amino acids.